This is a messenger RNA of Cercospora beticola, 1065 nucleotides long. RefSeq lists its product as uncharacterized. The record is from RefSeq and is a predicted model, not a curated record. NCBI's taxonomy places the organism in Eukaryota, Fungi, Ascomycota, Dothideomycetes, Mycosphaerellales, Mycosphaerellaceae.
AUGCCGUAUGAUGGGUUGCCAACUGGCAUUGAACCUCAGGGUUUCACUGAACAACAGGAGAACAGCAAGUCGAAAUCAGAUACUGGAGCAAAAUCUGGAGACUGUUACAGUGAUGGCCCCAAACCCUGUCCACGGCUACCAGUCGAACUCAUGAGCCAGAUAUAUGGUUGCACAUUCUCUCCCUAUCUCAAUGCCGCCAUUCACAACCGCGAUUUCACUCUGAUCAAAACCGAAUCUGGAUUUCACACUUUGGCCGAGACCGACUGCAAAGAAGCAAUGGACUUCAUGCUGGUCAACACAGAGCACAACGAGAAGUUCAGUGCUUAUCUGAACAGGCACGCUCCCGUGCAUGUUUCACUGGUCACCAAAUUGACCCCGGUCGAUGACUCUUCCUUCCAUCUCACCAUCAGAAGCGUUGACAACAUACUCCCUACAAUGGCAAGACAGCUUUACAUCAGUACCGAGAUCGAAACUCCAGACGAAUCCUUUGCCAACCCGGAAGACACAUCCAAGUUUGAGUGGGAAGGUGAUGUUCUCACGCCAUGGCCAGUAGAUAGCCUGGCUGAGGAGGAUAUCAUGGCGAAUGAGAUCUUUGCUCAGGCCUUCAGAAAGCACCUCGGCAAGGAACUUCCAGAAGAUGUAUGCAUGACGGUCACUCAUUCAGAGGAAGAGGAGAGCAUCGUGCAGCAGGUGGACAGACGCACUCAGUUCGACAUCACAACCUCACCUACUUUUGUCGAACUCAAGAAGCGCCUGCAAGGUUGCGUCGACACAGAAGACAUUUUCCUGGUUUUCGACAACGUCGGAGGAGGGUCGCUAUCCGGUGAGGACGAAUCUGGGGGCGAGUUCGACGGUAUGGUUUUCAAAGAGCUGGUUACGGCUGUGGAGCAGAUUGCGCGAGUGAAGCGGUACGCUGUCCACGUCGGACGCUAUGGGAUGUUUGCGUCCCGCAAAGCUGGUCACAUGUGGAUCAGCCCCGAGGUGCUGCGCAUCGAUCGCGAUGUGCCAUGGUGGAGAUUCAACGAGGAGUAUUACGAGCUUCUCAGGGACUUGCAUAUCCAGUGA